AUGCAGUUGUGGACAGAAUCGCCAAGAAAACAACCGUGGUCGUUGUCGAAGUUGUUACCAUUGAUUGCUUGCGAUCUUUCUAAAAUACAUUACCCUACUACGACAACACGAGCACCGAGAUCUCUUAUGAAGUGCUUGAAGUUAAAAGCUAAUGAAUGUAGAGUACUAUUGUUAAUCGAAUAUCCAAUAUUCAAGAAUUACUUACAAGACGUGUACUACCAACAUUUACAAAAAUUGGCGUUCGGCAUCAGCAUUGGUGAAUCUUCCAAUAUUUCAAUGACCAUGUUAGAUGAAAUGAAUUUAUUAUUAACAAGUUUUGUUGACGAAUUCCCGUAUCAUGAGCGUUAUGUUGUUCAAACGGUUCAUUGUGUUAAGCAUUUUGCGACGACGACCAAAGACUUUGGUCCUCUUUCAAAUUAUAGUACUUUCAACUACGAAAGCGUGGUUGGAUGCUUAUCUUCAUCAGUUCACGGUACAAAAAAUGUUAGUAGUGAAUUAGCAAAAAAUAUUGAUCUAUUUAAAAAAGCUUACCAUGCAUCAUCAUAUCAUUCUUCGUACUCCGAACGUUCACCGUUUAUAGAAUAUUUAAAAACUGGAAGAAAAUAUUCUAGUAAACCACGUUUAUCGAAUAAAACUAUUUCUCAACGAGAUUUAGAUAUAUUAUAUCAAUUAAUUUCAAAAGAAACCAGGCUAAAAUGCAUGAAAUCAAUUACACGUUACGGUUUGAUUGUUUCAACAAUAACAAGUUCAAAAUCAAAGAAGUUCACCGAUGCUUGCGUAGUUUAUCAAUAUCAAAAUACAGUGAAAUAUGGUAUAGAACAACAUGAGACAUCUUCAUCGUGUAUCGGUAAAGAACAACAAGGAACCUGUUCAUCUUCAUCAUCAUUGACAGCUGCAGGUGUACGACAAGAAAUUUUGAUAUCUUCUAUAAUUGAAGAACAACAAGAAACAACCAUUACAUCUCUUAGUAAUCAGGAAGAACAAAUUUCAUCGUCUUCGUUUUUAAAAUCGCAACUAUUAAAUGUUAAUGAUAUUAGUGGUUCAUGUUAUGAAGGUCCAACACAACCAAAACUUGUUUCUUAUCCAAUAAACAAAGACAAACGAUGCUUUCGAAGUGAAUGGUUUUUAAAAUUUAGUUGGUUGGAAUAUUCUAUAGAAAAUGAUUUGACUUUUUGCUAUUAUUGCAGACAUUUUUUUAAUGGAUCAAACUUGAAUAAUCGAGAUCAAUGUGAUUCAUUUUUACGUGGUUUCUGCAAAUGGAAGCGUGCAUUUUGUAGAAAACAAGGCUUUUUAAAACAUCAGAGUAGACGAAGCCACAUUAUAGCAGAAAAAAAUCACAAGGAGUAUAUUAUACGCACGAAAUCUGGAUCAUCUAUUGUUCAAGUGAUUGAUAAAUCGAGAAAUGAAAUAAUAAAAAACAAUCGUCAAAGAUUGAUGAAGAUUAUUUCAGCAUUACAUUUAUGUGCCAGACAGAUGAUUUCAAUAAGGGGUCAUGAUGAGAGUGAAGAAUCAUCUAAUUGUGGAAAUUUUGUAAAAUUACUUCGUUGGUCUAGUACAACUGAUCCAAUUUGUUCAGCUAUUCUUGAUGAUAGUGCUUAA
Rotaria socialis is the source of this 1599-nucleotide messenger RNA. The record is from the annotation of a GenBank genome assembly. Lineage: Eukaryota; Metazoa; Rotifera; Eurotatoria; Philodinida; Philodinidae.